Messenger RNA from Diaporthe batatas, 1335 nucleotides. RefSeq lists its product as uncharacterized. Bases 1 to 1335 code for a protein of 444 amino acids. Gene Ontology annotation, biological process: secondary metabolite biosynthetic process. Gene Ontology annotation, molecular function: FAD binding; monooxygenase activity. The record is from RefSeq and is a predicted model, not a curated record. NCBI's taxonomy places the organism in Eukaryota, Fungi, Ascomycota, Sordariomycetes, Diaporthales, Diaporthaceae. The transcript has 3 exons.
AUGGGUGCCAGUAGGGACCUACAUAUCGCCAUCAUCGGCGCCGGCAUGGGCGGCCUGGCAACAGCGCUUGCGUUGGCCAAGGAGGGAUUUACGCACAUCGAUGUCUACGAAACGGCCUCGGAUCUCGGAUUUGUAGGGGCAGGUAUCCAAUUAGCCCCCAACAUGGCCAGGAUACUGGACAGGCUCGGUGUUUGGGAUCCCAUAGCAAAGGAUGCCACCCCUUUGAAGGGCGCGAGCAUUCGAAAGGGGCCUACAAACGAAGAGCUUGCGUUCUCCGACAUGCUGUGGAUCGGGGAGUCGUACAAUUACAAACACUCGGUCGGCCACCGAGCAUCUCUGGCCGGUGAAUUAUACGAAGGGUGCAAGAAAGAGUCGGCAAUCAAUUUCCACUUCGCCUCACCAAUCACCGAGUUCAAGUCCUUCUCCCCAAAACCCACAUUUACCGUAUCGCCAAGGGGAGACGGCGGCGAGCCCUACACGGCCAGCUGCGACGUCCUCUUCGGCGCAGACGGCGUCAAGUCACGGACCCGAGUGGCGAUCCUCCAGGAGCUGGGCGUGGACGCCAAGGUCGUCGACUCGGGCCAGGCCGCGUACAGGAUCAUGCUGCACAGGAAGGACAUGGAGAAGGACCCGGAGCUGCUGGCGCUCAUCGACGCGGACCAGACCACGCGGUGGAUCGGCGAGAGGAAGCACAUCAUCGCCUACCCCGUGUCGUCCAAGACCAUCUACAACAUCUCCACCGCGCACCCGGACAGCAACUUCGCCGCCGCGCCGGACGAGACGUACACGACGCUGGGCAGCAAGGCGUCGAUGCUUUCCGUCUACGCCGACUUUGCCCCCGUGGUCCAGAAGAUGCUCAAUAUGGUCCCCGAGGGCGAGGUCUGCGAGUGGAAGCUCCGCGUCCACCAGCCGCUGCCGACGUGGGUGCACGGCACCACGGCGCUGGUCGGGGACGCCUGCCACCCGACGCUGCCCCACCUGAACCAGGGCGCCGCGCAGGCGAUAGAAGACGCGGCCGUGAUCGCCGCCGCGCUCUCGAGAGCCCCGGACUCUGGCCCGGAGGGCAUAAACAAGGCCCUCAGGGUGUACGAGAAGCUUAGGAAGGAGAGGGCUGAGGCCUUGGUCGCCAUGGCUGCUGCCAACGGCAAGGAGAUGCAGCUGGGGGACGGUGCUGCCGCUGCUGAGAGGGAUGCUGCCUUCAAGGCUUUCAGGGAGAGCGGCCAGGGCAAAGUCCCCGACAAGUCGGCGGAUAAGGGGGUCUUGAGUUUUAUAUACGAGUGGGAUGCAUCCAAGGAGACGGCUAAUCAGUUCGAUAGCAUUUACUCGGCUCUGUAG